AUGUCUUCUACGUUUCAACGUCAAACAUCGUUAUUAACUCCUGAAAUUGAUGAAGGUCUUUAUUCUCGACAAAUUUAUGUCAUGGGCAAAGAAGCAAUGAAUCGAUUAGCUCAUGCUCAUGUUUUAAUAUCAGGCAUGCGUGGUUUAGGUGUUGAAAUUGCUAAAAAUAUUAUUUUGGGUGGUGCUAGAACAGUAAUUAUUCAUGAUUGUGAUAAAGUUCAAUAUGAAGAUCUUUCAUCACAAUAUUAUUUUACUGAAUCACAUAUAGGUCAAAAUCGUGCUAAAGUUGCUGUCGAAAAAUUAUCUGAAUUGAAUAGUUAUGUUCAUGUAACACAUUCAUCAGAUGUAAUUAAUGAAACAUUUUUAACAACAAAUAAAAUUAAUGUAUAUGUUCUAACUGAUGCAAAACUUGAUCAUCAAGUUUUAGUAGGAAAUUAUUGUCAUGAACAUGGAAUUAAACUUAUUAUUGCAAAUACUAAAGGUUUAUUUGGACAAAUUUUUUGUGAUUUUGGUGAAAAGUUUGAAGUACUUGAUACAAAUGGAGAAACUCCUAUAACACAAGUUGUUACUGAAAUUAGUCGUGAUGAUAUUGGUGUAGUUUUUAUGUCAACAGAUACACGACAUGGUUUUGAAGAUGGUUCAUAUGUUACAUUUCAGGGUGUACAAGGAAUGACAGAAGUUAAUGACCAUGAAUUCAAAAUUUCUGCACCAAGUCCAUAUACAAUUACGAUUGGUGAUACAAGUAAAUUUGGUACUUAUGAAGGUGGUGGAACAGUGACUGAAGUAAAAAAAUCACAAGAAGUAACAUUUAAAUCAUUUGCCGAUGCAUUAAUCGAACCUGAUUUAUUAUUAUGUGAUUUUUCUAAAAUGUCUAUGCCUUCGAAUCUUCAUUUGGCAUUUCAAGCUUUGUCUCGUUUUGAAAAACAAUAUAAUAUUUUACCGAAACCAUGGGAUGAACCUGAUGCCGAGAAAUUUUAUGAAAUAGUAGAAAAAUUAAAUAUGGAAAAUCGAGAUAAACCAUUAACAGAUGAUUUAAAUAAACAUUGGAUAAAAUUAUUUUCGAAAAUAUGCACUGGUGAUUUAUGUCCUAUGCAGGCUGUUAUUGGUGGUAUUGCUGCACAAGAAGUUAUGAAAGCUGUCACAGGAAAAUUCAUGCCCGUACGACAAUUUCUUUAUUUUGAUGCAAUUGAAUGUUUACCAGAAAAUGUAUUUCAACCAUCAGAUACAAUUCCAAAACCAAGAUUUUCAACAAGAAAAACACGAUAUUGUUCUCAAGAAAUUGUUUUUGGUGCAGAUUUUCAAGAAAAAAUAUGUAAAUCAAAAUAUUUUGUGGUUGGUGCUGGUGCAAUCGGUUGUGAAAUGUUAAAAAAUUUUGCUAUGAUGGGUAUAGGAUGUGAUAAAGAAGGUAGUAUUUAUGUAACAGAUAUGGAUUCAAUUGAAAAAUCAAAUCUUAAUCGACAAUUUCUUUUUCGUUCAUGGAAUAUUGGACAAAUGAAAUCAAAAGUUGCAGCAGAAACAGUAAAAAUAAUGAAUCCAAAUAUGAAUAUUCAUGCAUUUAUUGAAGGUGUUCUACCCGAAACAGAACAUAUUUAUGAUGAUGCUUUCUUUGAAAGACUUAAUGGUGUUGUUAAUGCACUUGAUAAUAUUAAAGCUCGUGAAUAUAUCGAUCGUCGUUGUGUUUAUUAUCGAAAAUCAUUAGUUGAUAGUGGUACAUUAGGUACAAAAGCUAGUGUUCAAGUUGUUGUACCAUUUCUUACUGAAUCAUAUUCAUCAACACGUGAUCCACCAGAUCCAUCAAUUCCAAUGUGUCUUUUACAUAAUUUUCCUAAUUUAAUUGAACAUACAAUUCAAUGGGCUCGUGAUAAUUUUGCUGGUUUAUUUACAAUUCCAGCACAACAAGCUGAAGAAUAUCAACGUAAUUCAAGAAAAUUUGCACAACGAACAUCAACAAAUCUUUCAGAAUAUGAUAGAAAUGAAAUAAUUGAAAAUGUUAAACGUAGUCUUGGUCAAGAACGACCAAAAAAUUUUCUAGAUUGUAUUAAAUGGUCUCGAAAUCUUUUCGAACAACAAUUUCAUAAUACAAUUGCACAAUUACUUUAUAAUUUUCCACGUGAUCAUAAGACAACUACUGGUGAACGUUUUUGGAGUGGAAAUAAACGAUGUCCACAUGUACUUAAUUUUGAUGUUAACAAUACAACUCAUUUAGAUUUUAUUGUUGCUGCAUCAAAUCUUCUUGCUCAUAUCUAUUUUAUUGAACAAAUACGUGAUCGUCAAUAUAUUGCUGAUCAAGCUUCAAAAAUUUCAGUAGCAAAAUUUCAACCGAAAUCUGGUGUAGAAAUUUUUGAAAAUGAUGAACAAUUGAAAUCUGAUAUGGAAAAGAAAAGACGAAAAAAUUCAAUAGUUGAUGAUCAAAGUGAAGAGGAACAAAUUAAUAAACUUCUUAUUCGUUUUCCUAAACAUGAUGAAAUACGUAAUAUUAAAAUUCGAGCACAUGAAUUUGAAAAAGAUGAUGAUUCUAAUUUUCAUAUUGAUUAUAUUGCUGCAACAGCAAAUUUACGUGCUGAAAAUUAUGAAAUUCAAUCAGCUGAUCGAAGUAAAAUUAAACGUAUUGCUGGAAAUAUAAUUCCAGCAAUUGCAACAACAACAGCUAUGGUUACUGGACUUGUUUGUCUUGAAGUUUAUAAACUUAUUCAAGGUCAUAAAAAUGUUGAAUCAUAUAAAAAUGCUUUUGUUAAUUUGGCUUUACCAUUCUUUGGUUUUUCUGAACCAGUACCACCGACAAAACAAAAAUAUCUUGAUUGUGAAUAUACAUUAUGGGAUCGAUUUGAUGUUCAAGGUGAUAUGACAUUAGAAGAAAUUCUUGAAUAUUUUAAAAAAGAAUAUAAAUUAGUUGUAACUAUGCUUGCAGCUGGUUUAAUUGUUCUUUAUGCUCCACAUUUUAUGAGACAAUCAAAUCGAUCACAAGAUAUGAAACGAAAGUAAGAAUUAAUUUAUUUUCCUAUGUUAAAGAAAUACAAUUAUCUUUUUAU
Rotaria sordida is the source of this 3029-nucleotide messenger RNA. NCBI's taxonomy places the organism in Eukaryota, Metazoa, Rotifera, Eurotatoria, Philodinida, Philodinidae. The record is from the annotation of a GenBank genome assembly.